GCGCAUGCGCACUCAACCGGCAAGCAGCAUUUCCUGUAAAAUGUAAACAGUAGUGAAGUUGCUUAUUUUAUGCCCGAAAGUACACUUAUUUGAUAUUUUCAUAUAGUUUUCCCUUUCAAUAUAUGUUACAUUAUCAGCGAUAAAUAUGGCCAAACAGUUGUCAUUAGAUGUGCAAGUGCCUUUUCAAAGUCAGCGCGAGGCAGAGAUCGCUUUUGGAACACUGAGUGUUGAUGCUGAGCCAAAACGUGGGGGCACAAGGAAAAAGAUGGAUGUGGAGCAGUGCACUUUGAAAGUGCAUUUUGAAGCGGAAGAAGCAAGAUCACUACGAGUAGCAGUGAAUUCAUUUUUUGACCAUUUAACCUUGGUCAUAAAAACAAUAGAGACAUUUGGACCACCAAAGCCAGUUAUUGCAGAGACUUGAUCAACCUGGGAAAGGCUACGUGUCUUGUUCUGAGAAAACUGGGCAUAAUGCAUGUGCGUUAAGUGUCGUCCUAUAUUAGCCUGUGCAGUAUGCACAGGCUAAUCAGGGACGAGACUUUCUGCUUAAACUAGAUUUUCGGUAAAAAAGGACUUCCUUUCAACGAAAAAUACCGUUUAAGCGGAAAGUGUCGUCCCUGAUUAGCCUGUGCAGACUUCACAGGCUAAUCUGGGACGACACUUAACGCACAUGCAUUAAGCCAAGCUUUCUCAGAACGCGACUCAUAUGUCUUCAUAAUCAUCACCGCCAUCAUCAUCAGGAUUGCCAGUUAGAAACCUCGUCCAUGUGAAUGUUUUGGCCUGACUUUUCCUCCUGUUAUAAGCUUCAGUCCCAUACUUCAUUUUAGACUCAUUAUUUUAAGAUUGCAAUUUAAUUCCUGCUUUUGGAUGCAUAGGAAAAGUUUUAAGAGUUUAACAACAUGGGCCACAUGGUUCACUUUCAGUGUCAUGAAAUAUUAUGAAUUGUUUUGAGAAACAAUUUUUCUGUCAGUGUAUACAUGGAGAUGCUUUUUUAUCUGAAAUAAAUACCUAUUUGAUCCCA
This is a messenger RNA of Dreissena polymorpha, 1018 nucleotides long. RefSeq names its product EKC/KEOPS complex subunit Lage3-like. Lineage: Eukaryota; Metazoa; Mollusca; Bivalvia; Myida; Dreissenidae. The transcript is spliced from 3 exons. The record is from RefSeq and is a predicted model, not a curated record. The coding region runs from base 146 to 421 and encodes 91 amino acids. Gene Ontology annotation, cellular component: EKC/KEOPS complex.